GGUAAAGCUUCCACCUGCGCUGGGUAUUUAUUACCAGGUGGAGAGGAGCUUGUGAUUUCUGUCUGACAGUAAAGCACUUUGAAGCCUCCAUCAGCUAGGAGCACAGACUGAAGAGAACAAGAGAGUUUGGAAAGACUUGAGCUUGAUGUUAUAAAGUUUCUUAUGGUGGAAUAAUUAUUCUGGAAUGAUCCAAGGGGCUGGAUACCUGAUGAAGGAAGAAGUCAUGAUGGGUCUACCAAGAAGAUUGGAUGCAUGGCUCAUUGUGUUGGGUUCUUGAAAACUUCUAUGAAAUACAAUUACUUCUCUUGGUUUGAGGAGGUGUUAUUGACUACUUCUAACCUGGUCUUGAACUGACUGUAGCAAGAAACCUUGUUUUGAAGGUCAUAACCAGAAACCUGAAGAUGUUGAGUCCCAGUUGGUGUCCACUAGGAAUCUAAAGUGCUGGGCUUCAAGAGUGUCAAAGACUUUAUGGUUGGUGUUUGAACCCUUCUUUGUAAUCAUGCACAGGAGUCUCAGUCUUGGAGGGAAUAUGGAAUUCCAUGAAAAACUUGGAUGACCAAUUGGUGGUGGCUGAUAAGAGAGAGAGAGAGACCUCCCAGCUCAGUAAGGGUUGAAGGCAGCUGCCGCCUGCUUAUUCUUAGGGAGUGGUUACCUUGAGACCAGUCCUGAGCUGCUGAUCAGAGAUCACACGUCCUAAAACCUCGGAGGGUUUGCAGUCACACAAGCCUAAGCAGGUAAUUAAUGUUCUUCUCUUCCUUCCCCUCUGGACCAACCAAAGCCUCCCUCUUACCUUCAUCAUCUUUGUAGAUCAGCCUGGCAUAGAACAGCAGCUGGAGGGCGGACUCCCCCUCAUUUUGUGCCUCCCACAAAAGCAACAUGAGCUGGGUCUUUAAUUGGACUAAGCACCAGGGCUAGAGCAGAACAGUUUGUGGACUUUACCCCAGAAUUGAUCUACAGACCUAGGCAGUUCUAUAGACCUCCUGGACAAGCACUCUGUUUCCAAUGCUAUAUAAGUAAGAAUUAGGACAGAAGGAGCAGGAUGAAAAUAUGGCAGUCCUGUUGUUGCCACCAAGUCCUGACAGCUUCCGCCGUUUCACCCCAGAAUCAUUGGCUGCUAUUGAGAAGCGUAUCGCUGAGGAACAGGCAAGAAGUGCCAAACAGGAAUACAGAGAAGGAGAGGACAAUGAAAAUAAAGAGGGAUUACCUACGUCACAUCCUGACUUGGAGGCUGGCAAACAGCUGCCUCGAAUCUUUGGGGACUUUCCUUCACAUCUUAUUGGGCAACCCCUGGAGGAUAUUGACCCAUUCUACAAAAAUAAGAAGACCUUUAUAGUACUAAACAAAGGAAAGACAAUCUUCAGAUUUAGUGCCACACCUGCUUUGUAUAUAAUUAGCCCUUUCCAUCCUAUCAGAAGAGCUGCAAUCAAAAUUUUGGUACAUUCAUUGUUCAGUAUGUUUAUAAUGUGCACUAUCCUCACAAACUGCGUGUUCAUGGCUAUGUCUGACCUGGGAACGUGGGGAAAAUAUGUAGAGUAUACUUUCACUGGCAUUUAUACUUUUGAAUCAUUGAUAAAAAUUCUGGCAAGAGGAUUCUGUCUGAAACAAUUCACCUUCUUGAGGGACCCAUGGAACUGGUUGGACUUCAGUGUUAUUGUCAUGGCAUAUGCUACUGAGUUUGUGGACCUGGGCAAUGUGUCAGCUUUAAGGACAUUCAGAGUACUUCGAGCUUUGAAAACAAUCUCGGUCAUUCCAGGACUGAAAACCAUUGUUGGAGCCCUUAUCCAGUCAGUGAGGAAGCUUGCAGAUGUUAUGAUUUUAACAGUUUUCUGUUUGAGCGUCUUUGCCCUGAUAGGGCUACAGCUCUUUAUGGGCCACUUAAAACAAAAAUGUGUUAGAAAUUUCACAGAAUAUAAUCGAAGCCUUUCUGAAAAUUUUUACUGGGGCAUGGAUAACUCGAGCUGGUCAACUUAUGAUGAGUUCAUUAGUGAUGAAAAAAAUAUCUACAUAAAGAAUGGAACAAAAGACGCUUUACUGUGUGGGAAUAGCAGUGAUGCCGGGAAGUGCCCUGAAGGCUUUUCUUGUUUGAAGGUCGGCAGAAACCCCAAUUAUGGUUACACCAGCUUUGACACAUUUGGAUGGGCUUUUCUCUCUCUUUUCCGACUUAUGACACAAGACUAUUGGGAGAACUUAUAUCAACAGACUCUACGAGCAGCAGGGAAGACAUAUAUGAUAUUUUUUGUCUUCGUCAUAUUUUUGGGUUCAUUUUAUUUGGUGAACUUGAUACUUGCUGUGGUGGCCAUGGCUUAUGAAGAGCAGAACCAAGCCAGCAUUGCCGAGGCAGAAGCAAAGGAAAAGGAGUUUCAACAAGCUAUGGAGCAACUAAAGAAGGAACAAGAGCAGGCGCUGGCUAAUAAAGGACCAGAUGCCGGAUCAUAUAGCUCUUGUGAGAUGUCACCAUUCAGUUCUAAAAGUGCCAAAGAAAGAAGAAAUCGAAGAAAGAAAAAAAAAUCUUCAGAAGUUGAUGAGUAUAACGAUGAUCUAAGAACUAACAGGGGGGAAUCUGAUGAAGAGAGUGGACGCAAGCCGUCCUUACUUGGCAUCGGUAUUGGACCUAUCUCUGGUAGACGGAGGAAAAGCAAUGGAAACAUAUUUAAUUUCCGUCCUAGAGACCUUUACUCAGAGACUGAAUUUGCAGAUGAUGAAGGGAGCAAUGCCAGUUAUGGUCACAGAGGAUCUUUGCUCGUUCCACGUGCAGGAAGACGCCAAAGUAUACAGAGCCAAACAAGUGCCAACUCCUAUCCAAAUACACCCGGGUUCACACAGAAUGGCAAGAGAAACAGUUCAGUGGAUUGUAAUGGAGUGGUAUCUUUGGUUGGAGAAGCUGGCAUGUACUCAAAUCCAACAUCUCCUGGAGGAUUACAGCUGCCAGCGGUCAUCGUGGAGAAGACAGGAACAGAAGAAAAUGUAAGUUGCGUCAACAUUCUAGCGUGCAGAGCUGCUUACUACAGCACUGCUUCCAUUAACUUUAUUGAUGGAUGCAAGGUGUCCAACCCUGUCAUUCAGCUAGUGAUGGCCAAUCCUAAGGAUAGCCAAUCACUUAGUAAAAGCUAG
Bufo gargarizans (Asiatic toad) is the source of this 3111-nucleotide messenger RNA. Its product is annotated as sodium channel protein type 5 subunit alpha-like. The coding region runs from base 1048 to 3111 and encodes 687 amino acids. Gene Ontology annotation, molecular function: voltage-gated sodium channel activity. Gene Ontology annotation, cellular component: plasma membrane; axon; voltage-gated sodium channel complex. NCBI's taxonomy places the organism in Eukaryota, Metazoa, Chordata, Amphibia, Anura, Bufonidae. The record is from RefSeq and is a predicted model, not a curated record. Gene Ontology annotation, biological process: membrane depolarization during action potential; neuronal action potential; sodium ion transmembrane transport. The transcript is spliced from 12 exons.